Messenger RNA from Wyeomyia smithii (pitcher-plant mosquito), 4227 nucleotides. RefSeq lists its product as uncharacterized. The record is from RefSeq and is a predicted model, not a curated record. The transcript is spliced from 8 exons. Lineage: Eukaryota; Metazoa; Arthropoda; Insecta; Diptera; Culicidae. Gene Ontology annotation, cellular component: plasma membrane. Bases 2441 to 3808 code for a protein of 455 amino acids.
UUGUUUUUGAAAGCUUUUUACUAGCAAUUUUCAAUAGAUUUGAAAAAAAACACUUGUGUAUAAAUUAAUAUUGCUUUCUAAUUUAAAAGUCAGUGCUAACAGUGUAUCCAUGUUAUCCGAUUUCGCGUUGUCGCAGAAAGUUUUAUAAAGUUCUGAAAGUGUUUUGGAUUUUACCAUGCAGCCUAGGCCUUCGAAAAAGUAACGUUCGGUUCUCGAGUACACUUCAAAAAGCAAAAAUUUUCAAGUCUCGCGAAAAUCCUUCAUUUUCAAAUUUACAUAUUUGCUGUUCUAGAAUGACAUCUGCAUCAUUGUUAUCUAUUACUGUUUCUGCACGUUCGAUUUUUUCAAAUAUUCAUGAGUUGCUUCUAGCCAGCAUUACAAAAAUUGGUUUGAGGUCGUAACUCCAGUGAUAUUUGCGAAAACCAUGUCGAGGUUUGAUUCAACGAUCGAAUUUUGUUCGCCCUCUAGAAAACUGUAUCAAAACUUUAAUUUUAAACGUUUAUAUAUAGUAAUAGUGAGUAUAACAAAGGUUUCUGCACUGCUAGGUGGAUUAAUUCUGGUUUUUUACAAACCAAAAAAAACGUCAAAAAAUCUUUACAUCUCUUCUCUAUGUUUGAAAAUUUCGCAAUGAUUAAUGAAUUGUUACCUUAAAUAUGACUUUGUAAAAGCAGAAGAUAGGCACUAAGUUAGUAAAUAAUCUCUGUUACCACCUGAAAUAUUGAAAAAUAUCGAGCUUUCUAUGAUUAAACAUAACCAAUUUUUUCAACAUAUUCGCUCUAAUAAACAAUAGUUCAUAGUAUAUAGUGUUUUGACAACUUGAGCUGAAUAUCAUCCUCCCAGCAGCUUGAUAUAAAUUACAGUUCAGCUCACCUUUGAUGUAGUUGGCAAAAUGAUUUUUUAUACUACCGAAACGAUAAAAAAAAGUCACCGGAUUCAGACACAAACCGCCACCUCGGAGUGCCGUUGGAAAUCAACAUUAGAGCCGGCAAUAAAUUGUCCCCAACAAACUGUGCGCCAGCGUACAACAACUAGUAGACAUGACACAUGUUUCUAAUCCAAGCGAAACAACCGGAUCGUCUUACACGACUCACGGAAUUUCGGCAACCGGCAGAUUUUUUCGUGUUUUACUCAGGAUAAACUGUAUGGAUUUCCUGGUAAAAGAGCCACGUAGUUUUUAUUUUACUACGAAUUAUUUCGUAAUUUCGUACCGUUUUUGUCUCCGUUUCUAUCUGCUUCCAUUGGCGUUUUUAGAGCAAAUCCGUGAUGCACACUAGUCAACGUCACAGCAUAAACUGGCUGAAGAGAAUAUUUUAUUUGAGGUUCGUUUCAAAUGCAGGUAUUUUGAUGCAAAUAAAUAUCUCGAAUGGAUAACUAUAUUUGUUUACAUGUUUCAACGUGACAGCACAAAUAUGUUGUAAUUCCGAUUGCGUUCUCCCUAACAUUUGGGUGUCAUAAGAUCGGUGUCUUCAUUUCGGGGUCUCUCUCUAUUUUCAGCGGUAGAUCUAGGCCGCAAAGCCGAAACGAUAGCAAAGACAAUCACAAAUGGGGUGCGCGAAACUGUUUGCUCUGCACCUCGGGUGUCUUGCUUGUGCUUUACUUUGCUGCUGUUGUAGGUAUGUGUUGCUUCACGUAUCCGUACAAUAUAUUUUGCACACUGGCAACCACACUGUCUCCUCUGCUUGUCGGUUUGGUUUGCGCGAAUUUUCCGAUAAGCCGCAGCCAGCUUUAGCCCGAAGUAUGUCCGCUCUAGUCGUCGUCAGCAGCGCAGUCACUUCCUCUUUGUUUCGGCCGCGAGCUGACGGACGGCAGCCAGUGCUAGAAAGCGAAAUUGUUUGUGCGCGUGUUGGAGGAGUUCGUCGGACUUCUGCCGGCGGCGGCGCUUACAAAUCAAGUCAGUGCGUUCCGUGCGUGCGUGCGUGAUAGAUGGUAUGGCGGCGAACGAAGGAAACUGAGUUGAAAACAAUCGAGAUAAAACACGGACCGUCUAUUUUUAGAAAAGCCGAAAAUAUUUUGUUUCCUAAUUGCAUUUCACUGAACAAAUCUCGGUUGUGCAUACAAUGAAAAUGUGACUUUCGACCCCUCAGUGACCAACCGAACGGUGUUGUGUGUAAUCGCAAAUUAGAGGAUAUAAAAUCGCCCCCCACCGGAAGGUUAAGCUCAAAAUAGGUAGUGAUACAUGCACACGGCCAAGUCACAACAGCACAACAACCCGACGAGGAAACGCACAAGUGUAGUCAAGUGUACCAUUGAAAAAGUGAAAAGAAAAGCUGCCCAGUGAGAGAAGCCAACGUGAAUGGGCUGAAUCGAAGAGAAAACUGUCAAUUAUCAUAUUAAUCGACAAGCUAAAGUGUUUAGUAGAAAUAUUCUGCUCGCUUCACAUCAUCAAGAAACAAAUUAUUGUUUGCAGUUUCCAUUAGUAAAAGUCGACUAAUCGAACAACAUGUCGACUUCAUCGGUAGGCCACGAGGAGGAGCGGAAGCCGCUGAUGGAAGAGUUCUACCGACAGCGGCGGAUUCUGCUCGGUUGCACCAUGCUCAUAGGUGUCGCUGUGAUAGUGUGGAUCAUUGCCAUCUCAACCGAUCACUGGUUCAUUGUUACAGGUGGUCAAGGGAUCUUCAUACCAGACACCAGACGCUAUUUCAAAUCAUCACACUCUGGGCUGUGGAAAAUAUGCAGAUACGGCGUAACACCCACGGUGUUAGCCAACUCGAAUACGACACGCAAUUUCACCACGCUAUCCUACAUCAACGAGAACCGGAUCGCCAACAUGAAAAAGACAAUCGCCAAGGAAGACUACAUUCAGAGUUUUCUCGCGGAAGACCUGCGGGUGGACAAUCUAACCGACAUCGAUGACAACUUCCGGCGGCACCUGUUUGCCAGCUGGAUUACCGAUAACACGGAGUACUUCACCGAGCUGAAAAAUGUCUACCACGAGCUUACCGCGCGGCACAGCCAGCAGGAAAGUGUAUCAGUGCAAAAGCUAAAAAAUCCACCGCUCAUGAUGCUGGAUCCAACGGAUUUCAGCUCACUGAAGCAAACGGUUGGAGUUUCCGGUGCACUGACAACGGUGACAAUCAACUCGACCGAGAUCAAUAUCCUGGUGCCGCAAACGUUGCGGGAGGCUCUGUUCGAUGACUGGGAACAGAAGGCAGGGGUGGUUUACCUACUGUGGAGCUUCUCGAAGGCAAUGAACAUCCAACCGUUCAUCACCAGUCCCGACGGAACCAAGUACAUUAUUCGGCCACCGUUACCACCGAAGAAAGGACGCAUUGGCCAUGGAUACGAGUACGUCCCGUUCAAGAAGUGCAAACUUCACGAUCUCUUCCCGACAGAUGAAGACAUACGACUGGAUCCGUCUAUCGACGAUGAAAUAUUAGAAAGAGGAGAUCCAUUUUACGUUUCCGAAUUCACGUCCCAAGAUUACAGCCGCACGGAAGCAUCGUUCGCUUGCAUCACGCUCUUCAUAAUGGCGAUGGGAUUCGUGUUCUCGGUGUACACCUUCAUGAAUCCACGCUACAUGUUCAAACGGUUAGCAGGUGGCAUCCAUUUCAUUUCGGCAUCUACAAGUAUUGUGGUCAUACAGGUUCUAAUAGCGUCAGUCGAGUACGAGAAGGAAAAUGUUUCCUAUACCUUCCCAAAAGGCGCAAAAUACAGUUGGGGAUACGGCUUUUAUCUCGCCUGGUCCGUGUUUCUGUUCAAUCUGUACGCCGGAUUGGCCUUCAUGUGGUACUCGAAAAAGAAGAAGGGCAACAAAGCGGCUACCGAAGAGCUAGGAAUGGCCGAUGAGCCGAUCAACAUUGGACGGUAAAAAAUCACCCCGUAUAGGCUGGCAAACAAAUCAAAUUAUUGCCUCGUUUGACUCUACUCAUGAAUGUGUUCCUUCUUAUGAUCUUUUGCGUUAAUUUUUCCUCGAACUGUAACGGUAGAAGUUUAUUAUGAGAUAAUACUUAAGAAUGUGCAAAGACAGAUAAAAUGUAAAUAUGUUUUAUACUACGUUAAGAUGCAGUAAUAAAGCUAGCUCCGUUUCCAAAUCGUUAUUGCGCAACAAAGCCACUGAAUAGUUUGCCUGUAAAAGGAAAUAUAACCAAAAAAACGAAACGUUAAUGAAACCAACAAGACAUUUUUUAUAAUGACACACCAAAUGUAAAUACGCAUUGCGAAAAGCUAUAUGUUUUUGCUAUUUGUUACUUUUUCUAACUGUUAUUCGAAAUAAACGCUAUACAACAA